AUGUCAACUCCAAUCAAAUCCACGACCCUAGCUCUCGCCCUUCUCUCUGUGUUACUACUCUCCUCGUCUCUCGGCGUUGCCACGGCGGCGGGGACGGUGAUCCGUGACGAACCGGAAAUGCGGCAUAUGUACGAGCGGUGGCUUGUGGAGAAUCGGAAGAACUAUAACGGCCUCGGAGAGAAAGAGAGACGGUUCGAGAUCUUCAAAGACAAUCUGAGGUUCGUGGAAGAGCACAAUUCGGUCCCUAACCGGAGUUACGAACUCGGGUUGACCCGGUUCGCCGAUCUCACGAACGAGGAGUUUCGUUCGAUUUACUUGAGUGGGAAGAUGGAGAGGACGAGAGAGUCGGUGAAGGGAGAGAGGUAUCUCCAUAAAGUCGGAGAUGAUUUGCCCGGUGAAGUCGAUUGGAGAUCGAAAGGCGCCGUUGUUCCGAUCAAAAACCAAGGAAGCUGUGGAAGCUGUUGGGCGUUUUCGGCGAUUGGAGCGGUGGAAGGGAUAAACCAGAUCAAGACAGGAGAGUUGAUAUCUCUGUCGGAGCAAGAACUUGUUGAUUGCGACACGAGUUACAACGGUGGAUGUGGUGGUGGUCUCAUGGACUAUGCGUUUCAGUUUAUCAUCAACAAUGGUGGUAUCGACACAGAGGAAGAUUAUCCUUACACAGCUACUGAUGUCAACAUGUGCAAUUCCGAUAAGAAGAACAAUCGUGUUGUUACAAUCGAUGGUUUUGAAGAUGUUCCUGAGAACGAUGAGAAGUCUUUGAAGAAAGCUCUUGCUCAUCAACCGAUUAGUGUCGCCAUUGAAGCCGGUGGCCGAGAAUUCCAGCUUUACACUUCCGGUGUGUUUACAGGGACAUGUGGAACAGCGUUGGACCACGGUGUGGUGGCUGUAGGAUACGGAUCAACAGGUGGUCAAGACUAUUGGAUCAUAAGAAACUCGUGGGGACCAAACUGGGGAGAGAGCGGAUACGUUAAGCUUCAACGUAACAUCGAUGUUCCAACGGGGAAGUGCGGUGUGGCGAUGAUGGCUUCUUACCCUACGAAAUCAUCGAGCUCAAACCCACCAAAGCCUCCACCGCCUGCACCGGUGGCUUGUGACAAGUCUUACAACUGUCCCGCUAAGUCCACUUGUUGUUGUCUCUAUGAGUAUAACAGUAAAUGCUACAGCUGGGGAUGUUGUCCGCUUGAGUCAGCUACUUGCUGUGACGACGGUUCUAGCUGUUGUCCUGAGUUGUACCCUGUUUGUGAUUUGAAGGCCGGUACUUGUAGAAUGAAGGGAAACAGCCCGUUGAGCAUAAAAGCGUUGACACGAGGACCAGCGAUUGCGACCACCAAGGCUACUAACGUGCUUAGUAAAAAUGACUUCUCCAAUCAGAUUGAUAACUACAGUUCUAGCGAUCUUCACAGUAUCACUACUUCCUCAUCUCUCGGCGUCGUCACAGCAACGGAGACGGAGCGGAAUGAGUCGGAGGUUCAGCUGAUGUACGAGCGAUGGCUUGUGGAGAAUCGAAAGAACUAUAACGGUCUCGGAGAAAAACAGAGACGGUUCCAGAUCUUCAAAGACAACUUAAAGUUCGUCCAAGAGCACAAUUCCGUCUCGAACCGGAGUUACAAACUCGGGUUGACCCGGUUCGCAGAUCUGACGAACGAUGAGUUUCGAGCGGUUUACUUAAGGAGGAAGAUGGAGAGGAGUAGCGAUCCAGUGAAAGGAGAGAGGUAUUUGUACAAAGAAGGAGAUCGUUUGCCUGAUGAAGUCGAUUGGAGAGAGAAAGGAGCUGUUGUUCCGGUCAAAGAUCAAGGAGACUGUGGAAGCUGUUGGGCGUUUUCGGCGGUUGGAGCGGUGGAAGGGAUAAACCAGAUCACAACCGGAGAAUUGGUAUCACUGUCGGAGCAAGAACUCGUUGACUGCGACAGAGGAUUCGUCAACGCUGGAUGUGAUGGGGGUAUCAUGAACUAUGCGUUUGAGUUCAUUGUGAAAUUCGGUGGUAUUGAGACUGAUCUAGAUUACCCUUAUACCGCCACUGAUGGUACCUUCUGCAAUGCCAAUAAGAAGAACAAGACUCGUGUUGUUACGAUCGAUGGUUAUGAGGAUGUUCCUAGAGACGAUGAGAGGUCGUUGAAGAAAGCUGUUGCUCAUCAACCUGUUAGUGUUGCUAUUGAAGCUAGUGGCCGAGAAUUCCAGCUUUACCAAUCCGGUGUGUUAACAGGAGAAUGUGGAAUAUCUUUGGACCACGGUGUGGUAGUCGUGGGUUAUGGAUCAUCGUCAAAUGGUGAAGAUUACUGGAUCAUUCGUAAUUCUUGGGGAUUAAAUUGGGGAGAAAGUGGAUACGUUAAGAUCCAACGUAACAUCGAUGAUUCAUUCGGGAAAUGUGGUGUGGCGAUGAUGGCUUCUUACCCGACCAAGUCGGUCUCUUCAGUUGAUUUCUUGUCUGAGAUUUGA
Messenger RNA from Microthlaspi erraticum, 2436 nucleotides. NCBI's taxonomy places the organism in Eukaryota, Viridiplantae, Streptophyta, Magnoliopsida, Brassicales, Brassicaceae. The record is from the annotation of a GenBank genome assembly.